Messenger RNA from Urocitellus parryii (Arctic ground squirrel), 2209 nucleotides. NCBI's taxonomy places the organism in Eukaryota, Metazoa, Chordata, Mammalia, Rodentia, Sciuridae. The record is from RefSeq and is a predicted model, not a curated record.
GCUAGGGGUCGGACGGGAGGGGACAGAAUGGACGCGAAACUGCGCACUGAGGGAAGCCAGAGGCUGGGCCCGUCCGACGCUGAAACCUGGCAGGUCCUGGCUGAAGGGGCGGGGAGGGAAGGCACUCCGGGCCGGCGCUGUCUGGUGGCCCAGUGGUCUGCGCGGAGCCCCAAGUCUUCCCUCUGGCUUUGGCACCUUCUGGAUCCCGUAGACACCCAACCUUUCCAGGACUCUGCGCCCUUGGCGUUGGCCUGGCCCUGGGCAGGGUGCGGGAGUCUUGCAGAAGGAGCCCACUACCUUCUUUAACAGCAGCCUCUUCAGGCCCACUGCUGACCUGCUCCUCCUAAGAAGAGAAUUUCCUCCUUUUCUUGGAGAUGCUCCUGCUGCUUGCCUCUUUUGGAUCACUACCUGUUUCCUCCUUGGACAAAGAUUUCUUCCUUUUGGGAAGACUUGUGCUGCCAGCUGCCUCUGCAAGAAAAUUGCUAUUUUUCAUCCUUUAGUAAAGUUAGGUAGUUUUCUUCAUAUACAUUUCCUGUUUAGUUUAUUCCUUGAUGUUUGGACUUGUUUUUAUUGUAAAUAUUUAUGUUCCCAUUUUUUCUUAUGAUUAUUUCUGGCCUAUUGAAAAUCAUUUUGGUAUUUAUCUUGAAUUUUCCAUGUUUUUUCAACUUAUAUUCCAACAGUUUUCAAUUGGUCCUCCUGGAGGGCAGUCAUUUCACCUGCAAACUAAUCUUUUUUUCUGAUAAUGUAAUAAUGUGUUUUUUUCUUAUCCCCCCCCAUUGCCUUGAUUAAAGUUGCCAGAACAGUGUUAUAACAGCUAUGCUGUUUUUAACUUUUAAGGUAAUAUUUCUAGUUUUUCAUCAUUUUGGUUUCUAAACUAAGUGGUCUUAACAUUUUUGGUAAACCAGCAGUUCUCAAUGUUUAGUGAACAUAGAAAUUAUCUAGAAUACAUACUUGCUUAAAAUGCAAAUUCGCAGGAAUGGAUGUUAAAUUUUACUGAAUGCCUUUCAACUAACCAUAUAUAAUACCUUGUACAUUACAGGUACAGUAUAUGAUAAUUUUUCAUUUGUUGAUUCAACAAAUAUUUAGCACCUAGUAUAGGCUGAGGAUAUGGAAGUAAACAAAGUAGACAGAGUCCUUAUUCUCUCUUUUCUUUUCAGAAAUAAUUUUACAAGCAUAAACACUUGAAAGACAAGUCUUUUGAGUCCAAAGAGAUUCAGAACAUCUAUUCUUCAACCCCGUCGUCCCCUAAAAUCAUACACAGGUGUUAUAAAAGGGUACUAGAAAUGAAAACAAGAAUAUACUGUUUGUUCCUAAUGGCUUUUAGUAUAUAUUAACAUAUUUUUUAUGAUGGCAUCUGAGACUGAGAAGACUCAUGCUUUAUUGCAGUCUUGUAGCACUGAGUCUCUUAUUUCUAGCCUUGGUCUGGGGAUAUUUUGCUUAGUAGCUGACAAACUUCUUCAGUUUUCCAUAAUCCAACAAAAUGACUGGCUUCGUGCCCUCUCAGAUAAUGCAGUACAUUGUGUGAUUGGCAUGUGGUCAUGGGCAAUAGUCAUUGGAAUCAAGAAGAAGACUGACUUUGGAGAAAUCAUUUUGGCUGGAUUUUUAGCCUCUGUUAUUGAUGUGGACCACUUUCUUCUAGCUAGAUCUCUGUCUUUAAAGGCAGCUUUGAGUCUUCCACGAAGACCUUUCUUUCACUGCUCUACUGUGAUACCUGUUGUGGUUCUGAUCCUGAAGCUUACUAUGCACCUUUUCAAGCUCAAAGAUUCAUGGUGUUUUCUUCCUUGGAUGUUAUUCAUAUCCUGGACGUCGCACCAUAUUCGAGAUGGAAUUCGUCACGGCCUGUGGAUGUGCCCUUUUGGAAAAACUUCUCCUUUGCCAUUCUGGCUUUAUGUGAUAACCACAUCAUCUUUACCUCAUAUCUGUUCAUUUGCUAUGUAUUUAACAGGGACCAGACAAGUGAUGUCUUCAAAACAUGGAAUUCAUAUUGAUGUCUGAUGUAACUACAUGGCUCAUAGAGAAGUAAAUGGUUCAGAUGAUGAUAAUGAAGGGUAGCCAACAUUAAAGUGAAUUUUUAAAACACAGAUACUUAUAUUGUUUAAUUUUUAUAAUUUUUGAGUACUUCUUGCUCAGAAAGUUAUCUAUAAUUUUCUUAAAAAUUUUAUUUAUAUUGGUUGGGUAUGGUGGCACACACCUAUAAUCCCAGCAACUU